AUGGGGUCCAGGGCUGAGCAGUACACUGUCUUAGGCGGACUCUGGUUCCUCCUGCUACUGAUGACAGGCGAGGGGGCCAAGGGUGGAGCCCUCAAAGAGAGUCAGGGGGUCUGCUCCAAGCAGACCCUGGUGGUCCCACUCCGUUACAAUGAGUCCUACAGCCAACCUGUAUAUAAGCCCUAUCUGACCCUGUGCUCUGGAAGGCGUGUCUGCAGCACCUACAGGACCACGUACCGCGUGGCCUGGAGGGAGGUGCGGAGGGAGGUGCGGCAGACCCACGCCGUGUGCUGCCAGGGCUGGAAGAAGCGGCAUCCUGGGGCACUCACCUGUGAUGAAGCCAUCUGCGCCAAGCCCUGCCAGAACGGAGGCGUCUGCGUUCGGCCGGACCAGUGCGAGUGCGCCCCAGGCUGGGGUGGGAAGCACUGUCACGUGGACGUGGAUGAAUGCAGGACCAGCGUCACUCUCUGCUCGCAUCGCUGCCUCAAUACCGCGGGCAGUUUCACCUGUGGCUGCCCGCCCGGCCUGGUGCUGGGCCCUGAUGGGCGCACUUGCGCGGAGGGGGCCCCAGAGCCCGCGACCAGUGCCAGCAUCCUCAACGUGGCCGUUCGUGAGGCUGGACCUGAUGAGCGUGCCCUGAAGCGGGAGAUUCGCGAGCUGCGAGGGCGCCUGGAGAGGCUGGAGCAGUGGGCCGGUCAGGCUGGGGCCUGGGUACGAGCAGUGCUGCCCGUGCCCCCGGAAGAGCUGCAGCCCGAACAGGUGGCGGAGCUGUGGGGCCGGGGCGAUAGGAUCGAGUCUCUCAGCGACCAGCUGCUGCUGCUGGAGGAGCGACUGGGAACCUGCUCCUGUGAGGACAACAGCCUGGGCCCAGGCCUCAAAGGGUGA
Molecule: messenger RNA, 882 nt
Organism: Rangifer tarandus platyrhynchus (Svalbard reindeer)
Lineage: Eukaryota; Metazoa; Chordata; Mammalia; Artiodactyla; Cervidae
Source: the annotation of a GenBank genome assembly